AGUAGGUCAAGGCAGCAGUUCGUUGUUUACAAUUGUUUCCACGUGUAUUACAGCAAAUACCAAACAUUGGUCUUAUUCAUAAUGGGUAAAGUUAGAAAACAGAAGCGUCACUUAAAGUUUAACUACAACAAAGAUAGAAAGAAGAACUGGAAAAAGGCCAAGGGUAUGCCAGUUAUUAAAUGUAAAGAAAUAAAAAAUGCUUGGGAUGAAGGCAAAAGUCUAACACAGAACCUCAAAGAAAUGGGCAUUUCAGCAGACCCUAACAAAACUUUGAAAGUCCCACGUUCCAAGGCCGUCAAAAUGGGAAUGAUGAAUGUGGAGAUGGAAGCUGAAAUAACUAAGACACCCAUAAAAAAUUAUGUUAUGCAAGAGCUGGAAGAAAAAUCAAAAAUACCUGUAGCAAAGAAAAUGUCAAUGUCUGAUGAAGAUGCAGGCUUUUGUGUUUACCUUAUGGACAAAUAUGGGGAGGAUUACAAGGCAAUGUCCAGAGAUGAAAGGAAUUACUAUCAAGAAACUCCGAAACAGAUUCAAAGAAAAAUCAAUCGUUUUAAAAGUAUUCCAGAAAUGUACAGAGUUUAUGCAGAGGCCAAACAAGUGACACCUAACAAGUUAAGAAAACCUUUAGUGUGUCUGUCCCCUACCAGAUACAUGACUAGACACACAGAGGCCUGUGUUAGAAAUGGACAUCUCUUCCCCUCUUCACUGGCGGCUACAUCAACAGUAGUGAUUGGAGAAGCUGCACUUUGUCGUGUCCGACGUAAACUACAGUUUGGAAGGAAGCCUCCUAAAGAAAGGAGUGUCAAAGACACUUAAACAGUUUGAACCGUACACAACAUUUGACAGAGGCAGCUGAAGAAAUGCAUUUUAUCUGAGUGAAAUUAAGGUCUUUUUCUUGCAAACACUAGCCAUAUUGUAUUUGAAACAGUAUUACAGAGAAAAUAUUUUGAUAACUUGGUACCUUGAUUGAAGUUGUUUUUUUUUACUAACUAUUUGUAAAUCACAUGUUUGAGUUGCCAACUUUAGUAAUUCUGUGCAGUGUAACAGUGAAAGAGAUGUUUAAUGGAUGAUUGAUGAAUAUUAAAUAUACAAUGGAUCUUUUUUUUUUGUUUACCAGGUACUUCAUUUUGUACUUUGUUUUAUUCAAUACUUUUAAGGCAUUUUUUUAGAUUAUGUCGUAGUCCAAACCUUCCAUCAGAAGAGCAGGGGAAGGAAAAAGGCAGGGUUGUUUAAAGUUCAUAGAUCUACCAUACAACCAUUAGUGCUUUUUUUUUUUUUUUUUUUUUUUUUUAAAAGAUUAAUUUGAAGUAAAAUAAUAAAUAUAAGUGUUUUAGAUGAACAUGUUUCAUGGUCUGACUGUUUACACAGUUUGGUUUGGUUGACAAUAUAAAAAAAAGCCCUGGCUAGAAGAGGGGAUUGAGGCGAAGAGAUUACCAAUAGUGUGAUACAAUGAAACAUUUUGUUUUCAGUAUGUGAUUAGACUGUUAUUUUGUAUGAACCUGUACAAGCUUAACGGGUUUGUAUUAGACAUUAUGUUCUGCACAAAUGAAUAUUUUGAUCUCUGAAAAUAUUUUUAUUUUGUUUUUUUCUCCAAUGGCUGAGAACAUCUAAACAAUUUGUUUUUUUGUUUAGUUUUUCUGUGAUUGUUGUUUUUAAGCAUUUUGUUGAUUUGAAAAGUUCCAUGUUCAUAAUAUCUUAAAGAAAACACUGAAAAAAAAAAAAGAAAAAAAUAUACCCCUAAUAUAAAAAUGAAGGAUGCUUUAAAAUGUAACCCAAAACUUAAGUGAAGAAUUUUGUUUUAGGAAAAGAUUACAUGUUGUGGACAUCACAUUCUGUCAGUGGAUAAGAACAGUAUAAAGCAUUGCUGCAAUGCUUCAAUGAAAAGGCAAAAGUUGAAAACAAAGCUAACUCUGAAAGGUGCAUUCACAAAAAUAUCUGAAACAAAUAAUUUUUCCUUUUUGACCUGCCACCCACAGAGCAGGUGAUGCAAAACUUGUGUCUAUGGCCAAUGGUUCACAAGGGUGUCAUGUGGCCAGCACAAUGAAACUGUUUUCACUUCUUUAAAUAAUAUCAUGUAAGAAUUAGGUGGAUCGAAGUUCAAAACUCCAGUUUUUAGUGGGAUUCAGUCUUGUCUGGUUCAAAAGCUAAACUACUUAGAAAGAAUUCAUGAACAUUUAGUUUCAAGCUUAAUUGAUAAGUAGAUUUAUAAAUGGCUUCCUAAGUAUUUUGUUCCAAACUAGUUACAGUGGCUACCUUGAGUAGAAUGACAUUGUUACCAAAGAUCACAUCUUACUUGAAAUGCAUUGUGCCACUUACCAGAUACUUUAUGCUAAUCACACUGUUUAGGAAAAUGUAUAAUUAACAGAUCCAACUCUUAAAAUAUUGAAUGACCUUUGGUUUCAAAGAGUGCUUCCCUAACGUCAUAAUGCUUACUUGCAUCUUUUAACAGCCACAGAUGUGAAACUUAUCAUUCCAUUUUGACUUUGUAGUGCAGGAUGUUUCCUAUGCAGACGCCAUAAAGCAGUCAUUUAAAGCCUAUGUACAUAUAUUUAGAGUGAUUAUUCCAUAGUUCCAUAUUCCUUCGAUUAAUUUACUGUGACUGACCAUUGAAUGCUUUCUUAGUUACAAGCAAUGGUUCACAUUUUUUUUUUAUACAAAUUGUCAUAAGACAAUAAUUAUGCUUUUGCUAUCUAAGCAAGAUAAGUUAAUAACUUUGAGGUAGGCAUAUAUCGCUUUAAAUUAUAUUUUAUACUUGAUUUUAAAAGACUUUUUUUUUCAUAAUGAGCUAGAUCUAUCAAUCAGGUUUGUUAGAUUAAAAUUUACAAAUGUUUAAAGUUUUAUACUGUUUAAUAAAUAUAAGUAUAUAUUUUUUUCUCUAACCAAGUUUAAUAUCUCAAAAUUUUUACUGGUCCACUAACAGGUUGUUGAGAGAACGAUACUGAAGUUUUUAUAUACACUAAAUUCACUAUAUUGAGAAAUAUUUGAGAUGGAAAUAUUGUUUCUCACUGUCAUUUUCUAUCCAAUCUUUGAAAUAGAUGUAUGUUUAAUAUACAUAAAACAUACAGGCAUUGUCACACUUUUCUUCAACUAUUUUGCUAUUAUAAAAAAAACAAAAAAAGUUUGUAUAAAUUUUAAUUUUUUUAUUUUUGUACUUUCUUAAAAUUUCUUUAAAAUGAAAUUUGAAGUCAAAAGUUCUUUAUACUUUUUAUAAUUUAAAAUACAUUUUGAAGAAUUAUUUUUGUAACAUAGUACAUAUAUAUAUGUGUAGAUAUUUUGUACGGAAAUAUGUUUUUAUUUUAAGCAUUGGAUUUUUAUUGAAUGUUAAAGUAUGUUAUUGUGUAUUAAUGAAUGUAUGAUUAGGUAUUGUAAAUAAAUGUUCACAAAAUUAUAGAAGAA
Messenger RNA from Biomphalaria glabrata, 3393 nucleotides. Its product is annotated as nucleolar protein 16-like. NCBI's taxonomy places the organism in Eukaryota, Metazoa, Mollusca, Gastropoda, Planorbidae. Bases 82 to 813 code for a protein of 243 amino acids. Gene Ontology annotation, biological process: ribosomal large subunit biogenesis. Gene Ontology annotation, cellular component: nucleolus. The record is from RefSeq and is a predicted model, not a curated record. The transcript is spliced from 7 exons.